AUGGACAGAUACCUCCAUGCCAACUCCCACCAUCAUCCCGCCCAAAAGAAUUCGGUGAUUAACUCUUUAGUCCACAGAGCACUCUCCAUCUCGGAACCAGCUGCCCUGGACGGAGAACUAAACCACCUCCACCGAGCCCUGACAAGGAAUGGAUACAGUAGCAGAAACAUCAACCGUACAAUCCAUAAGCUGACAAACAAGGAACCCAGCCUUAACAACACUAGGACGCCAGAGGCAGAGAAAGAGAAAAAAAAGGCGGUGGUACUCCCGUACCUCCGAGGCACGACGGACCGCAUCAGAGUUUUGAGCAAGCAUAACAUAAGAGUGAUAUUCAAACCACACAACAAACUCUCUCAAAUGCUCCCCAAUCCCAAGGAUCGGAGACCCCAUUUGGCAGCCCCAGGAGUUUACAAAAUCCUAUGCGCUUACGGAAAAGUGUACAUAGGAGAAACCGGGAGGAAAGGAUAUCCUGGAACUCCUAAGUGUAAACGGAAUCGCUACGGAAACCAUAAUACAUACAGGGUGGUCUAA
Vollenhovia emeryi is the source of this 531-nucleotide messenger RNA. RefSeq lists its product as uncharacterized. The coding region runs from base 1 to 531 and encodes 176 amino acids. The record is from RefSeq and is a predicted model, not a curated record. Lineage: Eukaryota; Metazoa; Arthropoda; Insecta; Hymenoptera; Formicidae. The transcript is spliced from 2 exons.